Molecule: messenger RNA, 2158 nt
Organism: Scophthalmus maximus (turbot)
Lineage: Eukaryota; Metazoa; Chordata; Actinopteri; Pleuronectiformes; Scophthalmidae
Gene: pdia3
Product: protein disulfide isomerase family A, member 3
Exons: 13
Coding region: 192-1670 (492 amino acids)
Biological process (GO): response to endoplasmic reticulum stress; protein folding
Cellular component (GO): cell surface; endoplasmic reticulum
Molecular function (GO): protein disulfide isomerase activity
Source: RefSeq, a predicted model, not a curated record
CUCUUUCUCUUUCUCUUACCGACCCGUCUGCGCGCUUGGCACUGUCCGGGGAACCCGCCUUGGCUUUCACAUCGCCGAAUAGAGCCGAAGAAGGACGGUGCCGCAGACACAUCGUGCUACGUUUUUUUUGUUUUUCCUUCUGUUAUAGCAGAAAGUGAAGGAGGCUUGUUUUUAAGUUAACGCGGUGUGCGAUGUUGAGACUGAUCUUCUUGGCCGCCCUCGCCGGGUGCACCCGGGCCAGUGAUGUGCUGGAGUACACGGAUGACGAUUUCGAAAGCAAGAUCGGAGUCCACGAUCUCAUUCUUGUGGAAUUCUUUGCCCCAUGGUGUGGCCACUGUAAGCGGCUAGCACCUGAGUAUGAGGCGGCCGCCACACGGCUGAAAGGCAUCGUCCCUAUAGCCAAGGUUGACUGCACAUCCAGCAGCAACGUAUGCAGCAAAUACGGUGUUAGUGGCUACCCAACCCUGAAGAUCUUCAGGGACGGAGAAGACUCUGGACCCUACGAUGGACCCAGAACAGCAGACGGGAUUGUCAGCUUCCUAAAGAAGCAGGCUGGCCCAGCUUCUGUGGAGCUCAAGGCUGAGGCAGACUUUGACAAGUAUGUUGCUGAACAAGACGCAAGUGUUGUUGGGUUCUUUGCUCCUGACGAGAGCACAUCACAGGCAGAGUUCCUGAAGGCAGCCAGCGCCCUGAGGGACAACUAUCGCUUCGCCCACACCAACUCCGAGGCGCUCCUCCAGAGCCAAGGCAUCGACGGAGAAGGAGUCGUCCUGUUCCGCCCACCACGCCUUAACAACAAGUUUGAAGACAGCUCCGUCAAAUACACAGAGGGAACAUUCACCAGCAUCAAGAUCAAGAAGUUCAUUCAGGAUAACAUCUUUGGGAUUUGCCCCCACAUGACAGACGACAACAAAGACCAGCUGAAGAGCAAAGACCUGUUGGUGGCUUAUUAUGACGUUGACUACAACAAAAACCCCAAGGGCUCAAACUACUGGAGGAACAGGGUGAUGAAGGUGGCGAAGAGUUUUCUGGAUCAGGGAAAGAAGCUGAACUUCGCCGUGGCCAACAAGAACAUGUUCAGCCACGACGUGUCCGAGUUCGGCCUGGACGGCAGCUCGGGGGAGUUGCCCCUGGUGGCCAUCCGCACCACCAAGGGAGACAAAUACGUCAUGGCCGAGGAAUUCUCUCGUGAUGGAAAAACUCUGGAGCGUUUCCUGCAGGACUACUUUGAUGGCACGUUGAAGCGCUAUCUCAAAUCCGAGCCCAUCCCAGAGGACAACGACGGACCUGUCAAGGUCUUGGUGGCAGAAAACUUCGACUCCAUCGUCAACGACGACAGCAAAGAUGUACUGAUCGAGUUUUACGCCCCGUGGUGCGGACACUGCAAGAGCCUGGAGCCCAAAUACAACGAGCUGGGAGAGAAGCUGGCCGAUGAUCCCAACAUUGUCAUUGCCAAGAUGGACGCCACAGCCAACGAUGUGCCAUCUCCAUAUGAAGUCAGCGGAUUCCCCACAAUCUUCUUCUCCCCUGCUGGACGUAAGAUGAACCCAAAGAAAUACGAGGGUGGUCGUGAAGUGAGCGACUUCCUCUCCUACCUGAAGAGAGAGGCCUCCAACCCCGUGGUGGUGCAGGAGGAGGCCAAGAAGAAAAAGAAGAGGAUUGAGCUAUAAAAGCACCAAACAGGAACUCUACAUCCCCCCCAUUGGACAGGAGGAGGUUUGGGGAAAUCCAUGCAGAGAAAGAACUAAAUUAUAUUCCACUCUCUUAGUGAACUACCGAAUGCUCUGAAGCCAAGUCAAAAAGACGCGGCCCCCCCCCCUUAGGUCCUCCGCCGCUCUGGGGAAACUGUGGAAGGUGGAGAGGUGGUGGCCAGGGCCUGCCUCAUGUUUAAAAACAAAAACAAAUUUUUAGGGAAGUGGGGACAGCUUUUUGAAAUAUUGAGAUUUUUAUUUCCCCUUGGUCUGAUAUCUACACCUCAGGCUGAUGCACUUUGGCUUUGGUUUGUCACCAGUCAUCUGUCGCUUUGGUUUUUGUUGUUGUCGUCACGGGAUAAUGGUAAUGGUGAAUUCCUUUUUCUUUUUUUUUUCCUGUUUUUGUAACACGUCUUUGUUUUUGUACAUUUGGAAGGAUUAUGAAAUAAAUGGCCCACAAAACCAAA